Molecule: messenger RNA, 1505 nt
Organism: Abrus precatorius (Indian licorice)
Lineage: Eukaryota; Viridiplantae; Streptophyta; Magnoliopsida; Fabales; Fabaceae
Product: tobamovirus multiplication protein 3-like
Exons: 11
Coding region: 192-1079 (295 amino acids)
Source: RefSeq, a predicted model, not a curated record
AUACACGCACACGUUCACAAUAAAUUAAUUGGAUUCGAUAGCAUCCUCUUUAUCAGCCUCAACACAUCGAGACUCGCACGUACACAUACACUUCAUUAUCACGCAAUACUAGCUUGUGUACUACUGGUUUCCUUUCCCUCUAUCAUUCACUUCCACGUGGCGCGUGUGCUAAAAUAACCGUCGAUUCGGGAAUGGGCAACGACGGCGUGCCGGCCACGGCGGCGGAGGUGGUGGCGGUUGCGGCGGUUGAGCUGACUGACGCCUUCAGCUGGUGGCACGACAUCAACGAGUCUCCGGCGUGGCAGGAUCGUAUCUUCUACGCCCUUGCUGUACUCUACGGUAUCGUAGCUGCCGUAGCUCUGGUUCAACUGGUUCGGAUACAAUUGAGAGUGCCAGAGUAUGGUUGGACCACGCAGAAGGUCUUUCACUUUCUCAAUUUUUUGGUGAAUGGGGUUCGAUGUUUAGUUUUCAUCUUCUUCCGGAGUGUGCAGAGGUUAAAGCCAGAGAUUGUUCAACACAUUUUACUUGACCUGCCAAGUCUUGCUUUCUUUACAACAUAUGCACUUUUGGUCCUGUUCUGGGCUGAGAUUUAUUACCAGGCACGUGCUGUAUCGACCGAUGGACUGAAACCGAGUUUCUAUACAAUUAACAUUGUGGUUUAUGCUAUCCAGAUUACUUUGUGGUUGAUAUUAUGGUGGAAACCUAUCAGUGUACUGCUUAUUCUGUCUAAGAUAUUCUUUGCAGGGGUCUCUUUGUUUGCAUCCCUUGGCUUUCUUCUCUAUGGUGGAAGACUAUUCUUGAUGUUGCAACGCUUUCCUGUUGAAUCCAAAGGGCGACGUAAGAAGCUGCAAGAGGUUGGCUAUGUGACCACCAUAUGUUUUCUAUGUUUCCUUGUUAGAUGCAUAAUGAUGUGCCUUAAUGCAUUUGAUAAAAAUGCGGAUCUUGAUGUCUUGGAUCAUCCUAUUCUGAACUUCAUAUAUUACCUGUUGGUGGAAAUAUUGCCUUCUUCUUUGGUCCUUUUCAUAUUGAGGAAGUUGCCACCUAAGCGUGGUAUCACACAAUACCACCCAAUUCGCUGAAGAGAUUGAAUAUACUUAGAAAAAGGGAGUUAUCAGUGGUUCACUUUUUCCUUGGAUGAUUCUCACGGUACUAGGAUAUUUUUUAGAGUAGAGACAAGCCAGCCUUUUAUAUGUUUGGUGGCAAAGCUUGUUCAUAGAUUUUAAAGUUCUCCCUGAAGGUUUAUAUCUUAUGAAACAUGAUAUUUCAUGCUAUCUCAAACGUGUCAGGCCGUGUUAUCACUUAUCUCUGAUAUUUGCUUUGUCUCUAGGAUCAUAUGCUUUCGUGGUCGAGCAAUUCGACACAAUGAAGAACCCUAAUUGGGAGAACGGAUAGUGAUAUCUUGUAUAAAUAGUGUUUAGGGUGCUACGAGUUCGUAAGAUGUAUUGUUCCUUUGAUUUCUCAGUCGUGCCAACUUACUAUAUUAAUUUCUGCUACACAUCCUACUU